Phyllopteryx taeniolatus (common seadragon) is the source of this 2823-nucleotide messenger RNA. It is a transcript of the gene casr, whose product is annotated as calcium-sensing receptor. Lineage: Eukaryota; Metazoa; Chordata; Actinopteri; Syngnathiformes; Syngnathidae. The transcript has 6 exons. Gene Ontology annotation, cellular component: membrane. Gene Ontology annotation, molecular function: calcium ion binding; G protein-coupled receptor activity. The coding region runs from base 1 to 2823 and encodes 940 amino acids. The record is from RefSeq and is a predicted model, not a curated record. Gene Ontology annotation, biological process: G protein-coupled receptor signaling pathway; detection of calcium ion; intracellular calcium ion homeostasis.
AUGCGAUUUGUUCUGUAUUAUCUGCACCUCCUUGGAUGCAUUAGCGUCAUGUCCACCUAUGGGCCCCAUCAACGAGCACAGAUGACUGGGGAUAUUUUGCUUGGAGGGCUCUUCCCCAUUCACUUUGGGGUCACAUCCAAAGCUCAAGACUUGGCAGCACGGCCUGAGUCCACACAAUGUGUCAGGUUUAAUUUCCGUGGUUUCCGUUGGCUGCAAGCUAUGAUUUUUGCAAUUGAUGAGAUCAACAACAGCAGCACUCUCCUGCCCAACAUCACAUUAGGUUACAGGAUCUUUGACACAUGCAAUACUGUGUCAAAGGCGCUGGAAGCCACUCUCAGUUUUGUGGCCCAAAAUAAGAUAGACUCCUUGAAUCUGGAUGAGUUUUGCAACUGCACUGACCACAUCCCAUCGACUAUUGCAGUCGUAGGAGCUGCUGGAUCUGCUGUCUCCACAGCAGUGGCAAACUUAUUGGGGCUGUUUUAUAUUUCACAGAUCAGCUACGCCUCGUCCAGUCGCCUCUUAAGUAACAAGAACCAAUACAAAUCCUUUAUGAGAACCAUUCCUUCUGAUGAGUACCAGGCUACGGCUAUGGCCGAUGUAAUUGAGUACUUCCAGUGGAACUGGGUCAUCGCUGUGGCCUCAGAUGACGACUAUGGACGACCCGGUAUAGAAAAGUUCGAGAAAGAAAUGGAGGAGAGAGACAUCUGCAUUCACCUCAAUGAACUCAUCUCUCAAUACAUGGAGGACCACGAAAUCCAAGCACUGGCCGACAGGAUUGAAAACUCCAGCGCCAAAGUCAUCGUGGUGUUCGCCAGUGGUCCAGAUAUGGAGCCUCUAAUCAAAGAGAUGGUCAGGAGAAACAUCACAGAUCGCAUUUGGAUCGCCAGUGAAGCUUGGGCAAGCUCAUCCCUCAUUGCUAAACCCGAGUAUCUUGAUGUGGUGGCAGGCACUGUUGGUUUUGCCCUGAAAGCGGGACAUAUACCACAAUUUAAAGACUUUCUGCAACAAGUCCAACCAAACAAAGAUAGUCAUAAUGAAUUUGUCAGGGAGUUUUGGGAGGAAACUUUCAACUGUUAUCUCAAAGACAGUCCAAGACUUCAAGAAAGUGACAACGGAAGCACAGGUUUUAGGCCUUUGUGUACUGGUGAGGAAGACAUCACCAGUGUGGAGACACCUUACCUGGACUACACCCACCUUCGUAUCUCCUACAACGUGUAUGUUGCAGUUUAUUCCAUUGCACAGGCCUUACAGAACAUCCUCACCUGUACACCUGGACAUGGACUCUUUGCAAACAAUUCCUGUGCAGAUAUAAAGAAAAUGGAAGCAUGGCAGGUACUAAAACAGCUCAGACAUCUGAAAUAUACCAACAGUGUGGGAGAAAAGAUGCAUUUUGAUGAGAACUUUGACUUGGCAGCAAACUACACAAUAAUCAACUGGCACAGAUCUGCUGAAGAUGGUUCUGUGGUGUUUGAGGAGAUUGGAUACUAUAAUAUUCAUUCAAAGAGAGGAGCCAAGCUGGUAAUUGACAAGACAAAGAUUCUCUGGAAUGGGUACAGUUUUGAGGUGCCAUUCUCCAAUUGCAGUGAGGACUGUGAACCUGGCACCAGGAAGGGCAUCAUAGACAGUAUGCCCACUUGUUGCUUUGAAUGCACCGAGUGCUCAGAUGGGGAGUUCAGUAACAACAAAGAUGCCAGUAUUUGCACCAAAUGUCCCAAUAACUCCUGGUCCAGUGGGAACCACACCUCGUGCUUUUUAAAGGAAAUUGAGUUUCUGUCCUGGACUGAACCAUUUGGGAUAGCUUUGGCCAUAUGUGCAGUGCUGGGUGUCGUCAUGACAGCUUUUGUCAUGGGAGUGUUUGUCAAAUUCCGCAACACCCCCAUAGUGAAGGCCACAAACCGAGAGUUGUCUUAUUUGCUACUCUUCUCGCUUAUCUGUUGUUUCUCCAGCUCACUUAUCUUCAUUGGACAGCCGCACGAUUGGAUGUGCCGUCUGCGUCAACCAGCUUUCGGUGUCAGUUUUGUUCUUUGCAUCUCUUGCAUCCUUGUCAAAACCAACAGAGUGCUUUUGGUCUUUGAGGCCAAGAUUCCAACCAGUUUCCAACGUAAAUGGUGGGGAUUAAACCUGCAGUUUCUUUUGGUGUUUCUCUUCACAUUUGUCCAAGUUAUGAUAUGCGUUGUGUGGCUUUACAAUGCUCCCCCUUCCAGCUAUAUGAACCAUGACAUCGACGAGAUUAUCUUCAUCACCUGCAAUGAGGGCUCUGAGAUGGCUCUUGCAUUUCUCAUUGGCUACACAUCUCUCCUGGCGGCAGUCUCUUUCUUCUUUGCAUUCAAAUCCCGCAAACUUCCAGAAAACUUCACCGAAGCCAAGUUCAUUACUUUUAGCAUGCUCAUAUUCUUCAUAGUUUGGAUCUCCUUCAUCCCCGCUUACUUUAGUACUUAUGGCAAGUUUGUUUCAGCAGUGGAGGUCAUUGCAAUUCUGGCGUCCAGCUUUGGGCUGCUGGCGUGUAUUUUUUUCAACAAGGUCUACAUCAUCCUCUUUAAAUCCUCCAGGAACACAAUAGAGGAAGUCAGGUGCAGUACAGCAGCCCACGCCUUCAAAGUGGCCGCCAAAGCCACGCUGAAACAGGGCACGGUGUCCAGAAAAAAGUCAGGUAGUAUCGGAGGAUCAUCCACCUCCUCCCCAUCGUCCUCCAUCAGCCUCAAGACGAACGGUGACGGUGGCGAGACACCCUCUGGAAGGAGCAAACCAAGAGUGAGCUUUGGCAGCGGGACAGUCAUGUUGUCUUUAAGCUUUGAGGAGUCGAGAAGGAGUUCUUUGAUGUGA